This is a messenger RNA of Spodoptera exigua (beet armyworm), 1122 nucleotides long. The record is from the annotation of a GenBank genome assembly. NCBI's taxonomy places the organism in Eukaryota, Metazoa, Arthropoda, Insecta, Lepidoptera, Noctuidae.
AUGGCAGGCGGAGACUCGCCAACUCACCGACCGGGCCCCCGGGAAUGGUUGCUAGUAAUAGCAACAGAGGGACAACGGAAAUACUUGGCCAAUACUGAUUCAGCCAUGCUGGGAGGCGAGGGGAUGGGCUCGCUUCAGACGGAACAGCGCAGUCUGGAGAUACAGGAAUACCGUCGUAACUACUUCAGCAUAGUGGUGGCGGCGAUCCUAGCGCGGGCCCGUCGCGAGUCGGACGACACCGAUGACAUCACCGAGGCCGCGGCUCGCUGCCACAUCAGCGACCAGCCGAUCACCGCUCCAGAAGCGCAGUUACGAUGUUCAUCUGGAGGAGCUGUAAUGGAGCCAUUAUUGGCAGUCCAUCACGACACCUUCUCUGGUUGCAGCGGCGACAGAAGUAGUCGAGGGAGUGGCGGUGACUACGGCAGCGGCAUGACCGACGGCGUGGGUCGCAGGAUCGAUGUUGGGGACGGCGGAGGUGGCAAAAAACCUACCUUUGGCCCUGGGUUUGGUGGGGGAGGAGUAAGCUUUGCCCCUAAACCGGAGAUCGGACCGGUAGUUUGCCAGCCGCCGCACAUACUACGCAGUGCGGCCGCCGACCCUAGGACCGCGCUGCCCAUUAUUAAAGUAGCGGGAUCACUGGGUAGCAGACCUGGAUGGUUCGGCGACCAUCAUGUCAGUUCCCCGACCCUUGAGGGGCCUCAGCGUGGCACGGCUCAGUUCAGAGAGAUCACCGUGGCGGGUGUGUACUUUUCUGCGAACGGAAACUUCGCCGAUUUCCACAACACGGGAACAAUGAACAGCGACGAAAGCUUUAACAACAGGAAGCAAAAACUUAGUAACAUCAUUAAGAAGAUCACUGAGAGCCAGUUAUUAAAGACGCAGGGUGACCCCAACGCCCGGUCCCUUAGACAGGACUGCAGCUUCGGGAUGACCACUAAAGUCCGUGAUUCAGAGGCCAACAAGGGGAUCCCGAUGUCACAUCUCAACGAUAAAGAGAUGACUCACGUAGCGGGAAGCAGUAGCAGCAGACUGGACCUGCCGGGGCCAAGCUCGGAGGAUGCAGCCUGUAUGCCACCACCACCACCCCCAGGACCUUUAGGUAGCACGCAAACGCGUCUGUAA